AUGGUAAAUUUGUUGGACAUAAGUGAAGCGGAUGCUAAAGAGAUCAGGCGGAAGUGGUGGCAGUCGCCUAAGAGCAAGAAAAAGAAAACAAAGCCGGCGUCGGUAGCGUCAGCGGUGGGCGGCUCGAGAGGGUCGUUCCUGCAACGCGACAAGUUGUAUAAGCAGAGGCUCAAGCAACUCACCAAACAACAUCCACAACCGUUCGUGGUGCGCGGGCACCACCUGCAGCUGGUGGCGCUGACGGCGGCGGCGCACUGCCACCACUGCGCGCGCGCCGUGGGCGGGCCGGCGCCGCAGGCCUGCGUGUGCGCGCUCUGCGGCCUGCGCGUGCACCGCGCCUGCGCGCGCGCCGUGGACGAGGGCUGCUGCAUCGACGCCGACCACGCGCCCCACAACCGCAUCUCGCGCUUCAUGGAGCGCAUGCACACGCACGCGCCCGAUUCAAGCGAUAAGAAAUCAAGAAAGACGUCGGGCACUGCGCACUUUCUCAACAUGGAACGAAGUGUUCGGAAGAUGGAGGACGACUCGCCGUGGGACGCCGCGCUCGCGCCCGGCGCAGCUCAAGGUAAGGCGACGCGUUGUACUACACUGGCUUGCUUCAGAACUGUGAGCAAGCUGCGAUUUAUUUUCAUUAUGUUU
Brenthis ino (lesser marbled fritillary) is the source of this 639-nucleotide messenger RNA. The record is from the annotation of a GenBank genome assembly. NCBI's taxonomy places the organism in Eukaryota, Metazoa, Arthropoda, Insecta, Lepidoptera, Nymphalidae.